Molecule: messenger RNA, 246 nt
Organism: Arabis nemorensis
Lineage: Eukaryota; Viridiplantae; Streptophyta; Magnoliopsida; Brassicales; Brassicaceae
Source: the annotation of a GenBank genome assembly
AUGGAGGUUGAGCAAGGUGAGGAUUUGAUUCUUCACAAACAUUGCAAGGCGAUGAUUUGCUCAAGGCGUGACUGUGUAGUUGACGUGAAGGGAUACUUGAGCAAAGAGAGAGGACUAGAUGAGCUUGAGCUUGGCGGUUCGGUUCUUAACCAGAAGUUUAUAAAGACUGUUGAAUGUAGCUCACCGAAAUCUAAUCUUAGUAGGUUCUCUCGGAAAGAGGAAGAAGUGGUUAAAGAAGAAGAGUGA